Messenger RNA from Baudoinia panamericana UAMH 10762, 1820 nucleotides. RefSeq lists its product as uncharacterized. NCBI's taxonomy places the organism in Eukaryota, Fungi, Ascomycota, Dothideomycetes, Mycosphaerellales, Teratosphaeriaceae. The transcript has a single exon. Bases 17 to 1549 code for a protein of 510 amino acids. The record is from RefSeq and is a predicted model, not a curated record.
GCCUGUAAUUAGCACCAUGCCGGCAGGUUCUUCUCCAACGUUCCUUGAGACGAGGAGCACGGCGCUAAGCUUAGCCGGACCCAACCCAUCGACUGUGUCGGGCUACUUUGUCUGGAAUGGAACGACACCUCUCCCCUAUGCGCCGUACCCUGUAAUCUCAUCAGGUACUCCAUCGUCAUCUAGCACGGCGGUAGGCGCGCUGUCCGGCAGCAAUUCGUCGUCGACAGGCUCUCCAGUCACAAGCAACUCAACUUCAAACGGACCAUCAACCACCAGUGUCUCCUCCACCAUAGGUGCAGCACCAUCGAUCACGAUACCUGAGAGCGCGUCAUCUGCGGCCCUGUCAGUCAUCUCCAGUGUCCUGUCCAGCUUGACCCCUUCCGACCCGACAUCGUUGUUAGCGGCCACAUACUCAACACCGAUCUCGACACCAGCGAUAGCCAACACAACAAGUGCAGCAAGCCUUGCUGCGCAAAGCACGCAUCCGAGCCCUGUGGUAAGCACAACAGGCUCGCCUUCGUCAACCGCCGUGACGUCGAGAACUUUGACGUCGACAUUGUCAGGGUCUGUGGUCAUCGAGACUACGUCGUCUAUCUCGAGCGCGACAAGCUCUUCGUCUGCAUCUACGAAGGCAUUGGCCACAAGCUCAACCUCCAGCAGUGCGCCCAAUUUGUCCGCAACAUCUGGUGCGUUCAGCAGCUCAACUGUCUCCGUCCCGCCAUUGUCAACCUUGACAACUGUCACCUCAGCUGCCAGCCCGCUUUCGCUGGAGCCCCAUAGUUCGAGUACCGGCACCGCAUCUACAUCCGCUCUUAGUACUUCGGCUUCGGUGUCUGCUCCGCAGCCUGCCUUAACGUCCAACGAGACCGGCACGGCCACGUCUUCGACGUUCUUAAACCCCUUCCCGGCUUCGUCAGCCACUGCUACGCCAACAGCUUGCGGCGAGCACGGCAAUUUCACGUUGACAUUUGACGACCUGCCGAACUUCGUGCCGAACAAUGCGAACCUGACGGACAUCACGCAAGCUCCUCCGGUCCCCAACCCGUACAAUCACCUCACCUUCAGCAACGGCUACGUCUACGCUCCUCGAUCCAGCGAGCCUUACAUUCCGGUAUCCCCGCCACGCCUCGCAGUUUUCCUUGGUAACGCGAGCGGCAUAACGACUCGCUCCACCAAGCCUGGCGAGAUCGCUGACGGCCCGUACGAGUCAAUGUCGGCCUUCUGGUUUGAUGCCUUCACCGCCUUCUUUGGCUGCGACAACGCUGGACCGGGUGUUUGUACGCUUGUCAUGACCGCUUACACGUGGAGUCCGUCAGCAGGCGAUGAGAUUGCGACAUACAAGCAGAAUGUAACCAUCCCGCCUUGCUCUGCGCUCGAGAAUUGCCCGCUCCAACAAGUCAGCUUUCCGGCAUCAUUCCGUAGCUUGACUGGGCUGCAGAUUCUGGCGUACACUGGCACUGACGAGCGCAUGUGGUUCGCCGACGACUUCAAUCUCGGGUGGUCUAACAACACCUGCGCUGCUGGGUUGACCAGGCUGCGCUACCAAUAAACUCCCACGAGUCUGGUAGCCCUCGGAGGCUGGAGGGAAGCCGUAUUACAAACGGUCACUAACGAUCCUGCCCAGCAUAGAUCGCUAAUCAUGAGGACGGAGGACAAUGCGAUGUGAUAAUGAUUUCAUCCAGUUUCGGCCGCAGCUUCCACGGGCUGCAGCGAUGGCUGUCUGGCGCAGAAUAUGGCCCAUAGCAUGUAACAUAUGUACGAAUAUGAGAUGACCGAAAUCAGCGUUGUCACCUUGACGGGACACAGUAUCGGACCUGAUC